AUGGCAGCUCUCCCGCAGUUCGAUUACAUCUUUGCUAUAGCCACACUAUUUGCUUUCCUCGACGCCUGGAACAUCGGUAAGCUGCUGUCCCUCCCAGUCAGUGCCAACGAUGUUGCCAACUCCUUCGCGACCUCGGUCGCUUCCCGCUCGCUCACUCUCAAGCAAGCCAUGUGCAUCGCCUCUGUAAUGGAAUUCGCGGGUGCAAUGCUUGUCGGUUCGCGCGUCACAGACACCAUCCGAACCAAGGUCAUCUCGACCUCGUUGUUCGAGUCUGAUCCUUCCGUUCUCAUGCUCGCCAUGACCUGUGCCAUCGUCGGUUCCGCUACCUACCUUACAAUCGCCACUCGCUUCACUAUGCCUGUUUCGACCACGCACUCCAUCAUGGGUGGCGUGAUUGGUGUUGGUAUUGCUUCGGCCGGUACACAGGGUGUCAACUGGUCCUUCAAGGGUGUUUCGCAGGUUUUCGCUGCCUGGGGUAUUGCUCCUGGUAUCUCGGCUUGUUUUGGUGCUAUCAUUUUCUUGAUCACGAAGCAUGGUGUUAUGCGUCGCAACAACCCAGUGAAGAAGGCCUUUAUCAUGGUUCCACUGUACUGUCAGUUCUCCUCAGGUCUUCGAUCUUCAACACUCUUCCUUACUUCGUUCUUGUUGGCCCUCCUUAUUGUCUGGAAAGGUGGCUCGGCGAAGAUCAAGCUUUCUGACGAGCAGUCUGUCGGUGUCGCCUUCGGUGUUGGAGCUGGUGUCGCCAUCAUAGUUGCUACAUUCUUUAUUCCAUUCCUCCACCGCAAAAUCAUCGUGGAAGACUGGGAGCUCAAGAGCUGGGAAGUGAUCAAGGGUCCUCUUCUGCUACGUCGCCCACAGCCAACUCCCAGACCCGAGGGUGUUCCCGGUAUUCGCGACUUCUACGCGGGCCACUUGACCGCUGAAGAACUUGAGGCCAAGCGUGCCGCUGAAGCAAGCGCAGUUUCCGACGACGUCGAGAAAGGCGCUGCUAGUAGUUCCGUUAAUGUCAAGGGUGACGGCAGUGACUCUGACAUCACUCCGCUUCCAUCUGUCUCCCCAGCACACGUUGCCAAAGCCGAUCGUCAGCUCUCCAAGCCGAAGAAGUGCCCUCCCCCAGGCCCCUGGUACACCCCAGCUGUCGCCUGGUACUGGAUCAAGUACGCCGCUCUCCACGGUGUCGAGCAGGAUGUUGUCGACCAGCAAAAGCACCGCGACUUUCUCUCCGGCGACAUUGAAAAGGUUCACGCCACUGGCGAGCACUAUGACAACCGUGCCGAAUACACCUACUCUUUCCUCCAGGUCCUCACUGCCUCAACCACGUCAUUUGCCCAUGGUGCUAACGACGUUUCAAACGCUAUCGGCCCUUAUACUACCAUUUACUUCAUCUGGUCCACAGCGAAGAUCAGUACCAAGGUACCUGUUCCUCUUUGGAUCCUCGCUUUCGGUGGUGCUGGCAUUGUUGUCGGUCUUUGGACAUAUGGAUACAACAUCAUGCGCGCGCUUGGUAACAAGAUCACUCUGCACUCGCCCGCGCGUGGUUUCUCCAUGGAGCUCGGUGCUGCGAUUACAAUCAUCAUGGCCACUAAACUCGCGCUACCCGUCUCGACUACACAGUGCAUUACUGGAGCUACAGUUGGUGUAGGUCUCUGCAAUGGCACCUGGAGGACGAUUAACUGGCGCAUGGUUGCUUGGAUCUACUUUGGCUGGUUUAUCACCUUACCUUCUGCCGGUAUCAUUUCUGGGUGCUUGAUGGGUAUUGUGCUUAAUGCUCCUCGCUGGGGUGGUGGUGUGUAG
Molecule: messenger RNA, 1794 nt
Organism: Parastagonospora nodorum SN15
Lineage: Eukaryota; Fungi; Ascomycota; Dothideomycetes; Pleosporales; Phaeosphaeriaceae
Exons: 3
Coding region: 1-1794 (597 amino acids)
Biological process (GO): phosphate ion transmembrane transport
Cellular component (GO): membrane
Source: RefSeq, a predicted model, not a curated record